AUGACUGCCUCGCCAGAGCCCUACCUCCUAGCCUCGACUCUCCUUACACCUGAAGAACUCCCCAGACUCGCCCUUAUCACUUACGAUCCCUCCACCCUUUCCUCCUCUUCCACCUCCGGCUCUACUAGUAAAUGUACAGCCCAUCCACCACCACCGCAUACACAACGAAUAUUCGUAAUAGUCUCCAACGUAUCCUUUGGCGUCGAACAAUCCUGCAUUCUCGUCAUCAAACCUCGUCGCAAAGAUCCCAACUCCGCAUCCCUUCUCACCGCUAUCCCCAUCCUAGCCGAUCUCAAAGUCGAAAUUGAACCACAACAAGGACUUACAGCCUCCGCUGCUACACCGCGCAACCAUCCACCAGCAGCCACAACGUUGGGUUUAUCGAGUUUGCCGCAAACCCUCCCGACGAUUCAUGCUCUACUAGAAAGUGUAGUGCCAGAUUUAUUCGGUGGCGGAGAGAAGGGGGAGACGAGUAAUGCAGCUUUGAAGCUCAAGUUGAGUCAUGGAGGGCAGGGGGCGGAAGGUGUGACUAGUGAUGCUAGGGGUUUGAAGGAUUUUUUGAGCGUAUUGAAGGAUCUUUUGAAAGUUGCACAGGAAAAUGCUUUUGAGGUGGGUAGUACGCAUUCUUGGAUGAAUGCUUAUACUGACGAUCUUUCGCAUCAUGCUCAAUCUCAGCACGAAAAGAGAAAGGGAGAGGGAGAGAAGGGAGGCUUGCAAUUGGAUCCGCCAAUAUUCUCUCGUCUCUCUUCCAGCUCUUUCUUCCCACACCACUCCUACCACCCUCCUGCGGCGGGAGGGAUAGAAAGACCAGCAUCACCAACCGCAAACGACCUGCGCAUCUCCAUAGGCACAUUCAACACAAAUGGUCAACUCCUAAACGACGACAUACCUUCCAUCAUAGGUCUUAAGAAAUGGCUUCGUGCUGAACAAGACCCUGACCUCAUCGUCGUUGGGUUUCAAGAAGUAGAUGCUUCUUCCGGUGCCUAUCUUUAUUACUCUCCCACGAGAGAAGAUGCUUGGGUACGGAGUAUCACCCAUGCUCUCGGACGUCGUGCCGAUGGAUAUCGUAAGAUGGCAUCGAAGCAAUUGGUGGGGUUACUCAUCAUUGUAUUCGCAAGGAGAGAGAUGGAGGGGGAACUGGAAGAAAUAGCAACAGCAAGUGUUGGGGUUGGGCUGGGUGGGUUUGUAGCGAACAAAGGUGCAGUGGCGGUGAGGAUGGUAGUGGGGGAAAGGAGUUUGUGUUUUGUAAACUCGCAUUUGAGCGCGUAUGAAGGAUUGCAGGCUAUGGAGAGAAGGUGUUGGGAUUGGAAUGAGAUCUAUAGGAGGUUGAGGUUCAGGAGGUUGGUGAGUAAGAUUGAUUUUUGGGAGUCCCCUGGGAUCAAACGGAAGGGGGAAGGGAUUGAGGGGGAUGAAAGUCCGUUCAAGACAAGUAAAGAUGCAGAAGUGGAAGCCUCUGUCAACGGUGACCACAAACGAGAACCAGAAGUGGUAGAAGAAGCAAUGUCAACCACUCUCCAAGGCACACCUCAAACCGAUGGUACAGAUGCCCCUACUAGCCCUCUAACCAUCACCACUCCCUCCACUUCCACCACUGGCGACGCUGAAGCAACAACGCAUAUCGAAUACCCCAUCAUGGCACACGACAUCAUUAUUAAUUUCGGCGAUCUCAACUUUCGUCUCGACCUGUCCCACUCCGAGGCACAUAGGCUCAUCCGCGAGAGAGAUUUUGCAACUCUCUAUCGAUACGACCAGUUGGAGUCGUUAAGAACUUCGGGGUCACUAUUCGACGAUUUUGAAGAGGGCAAGAUAGAUUUCGCACCAACGUACAAAUUCGAUAAAGGAACGGAUAGGUAUGAUACGAGCGAGAAACAGAGAGUUCCUGCUUGGACCGAUCGGAUUUUGUGGGCGGUGACGAAAGAGUGGGAUCUACCUGAGUUGGAAGGGAAAGAGAGGAAAGAUGAGGAGGGGGGGAGUGCAACACAAGACGGAGCCGGAGAUGGCCAAGAAAAGAGAAAGAAACAAGGAGUGAUACUGCAGAGUUAUGAGUCGAUAAGUGAUUUAAAGUUCAGCGAUCAUAGACCUGUACGUGCUACAUUCCUCGUUCGUAUACGCUAG
This is a messenger RNA of Ustilago hordei, 2115 nucleotides long. RefSeq lists its product as uncharacterized. The record is from RefSeq and is a predicted model, not a curated record. Gene Ontology annotation, molecular function: phosphatidylinositol-4,5-bisphosphate 5-phosphatase activity. Gene Ontology annotation, biological process: phosphatidylinositol dephosphorylation. The coding region runs from base 1 to 2115 and encodes 704 amino acids. Lineage: Eukaryota; Fungi; Basidiomycota; Ustilaginomycetes; Ustilaginales; Ustilaginaceae. The transcript has a single exon.